Cladophialophora immunda is the source of this 1980-nucleotide messenger RNA. RefSeq names its product enolase. Gene Ontology annotation, molecular function: magnesium ion binding; phosphopyruvate hydratase activity. Gene Ontology annotation, biological process: glycolytic process. The transcript is spliced from 3 exons. Gene Ontology annotation, cellular component: phosphopyruvate hydratase complex. The coding region runs from base 430 to 1746 and encodes 438 amino acids. The record is from RefSeq and is a predicted model, not a curated record. NCBI's taxonomy places the organism in Eukaryota, Fungi, Ascomycota, Eurotiomycetes, Chaetothyriales, Herpotrichiellaceae.
GCGAAACUGCUGAGUUGAAGUUUUGUAGCGAUCAACACCCUCAGUCGCUCUUGCCCAAUACCCCACCGCAAAAGCAACAAAAAGUUUCUCUGCUUCUGAUAUCUUUUCUUUCGUCACUUCACAUUUCUCUCCCUCUCUGCUACUUCGUUCAAAGAGGACCUAGCUGUACUCCUACUUCCCGCUUUGGAUUUAUCACUAAGCAAUUGUUUACUGACUCAACACUUCUUUCUGUCACACCACUGAAAUCAAGUAAGUACCUUGCUCAAGCUCUCCUCCACCGCCCUGGUGAAGCUCCUCAGCACAUGUCGCAGUUGCCAACUGCUGUUCCCUUUACUUGCUUGACUUUACUUCAGCGCUUCAGCCCUUAGUCGUCGACUCGCUCUCAUUCCAUUGUUCCGAUAUCUUCCAUUCACUGACCCACCGACAGCCAUGCCUAUCGUCAAGGUGCACGCCCGCUCCGUCUAUGACUCCCGGGGUAACCCGACGGUCGAGGUCGACGUCGUGACUGAGACCGGUCUGCACCGCGCCAUUGUCCCCUCUGGUGCCUCCACCGGCCAGCACGAAGCCUGCGAGCUCCGAGAUGGUGACAAGACACACUGGGGAGGGAAAGGUGUUCUGAAAGCUGUUGACAAUGUGAACUCCAUCAUCGGGCCGAAGUUGAUUGAGAAGAACAUCGAUUGCGCAGAUCAGUCCUCGGUCGACAAGUUCCUGAUUGAGCUCGACGGAACAGAAAAUAAGACCAACCUUGGUGCCAAUGCCAUUCUGGGUGUCAGUCUUGCGGUUGCCAAAGCCGGUGCUGCUCAGAAAGGCGUCCCUCUCUACGCACAUGUCUCAGAUCUGGCAGGCACAAAGAAGCCAUAUGUGCUGCCUGUCCCAUUCAUGAACGUUCUCAAUGGAGGGUCUCAUGCAGGUGGUCGUCUCGCUUUCCAAGAAUUCAUGAUUGUCCCCGACCAAGCACCGUCGUUCAGUGAAGGUCUUCGAUGGGGUGCCGAAGUCUACCAGAAGCUGAAGGCUCUGGCAAAGAAGAAGUAUGGUCAGUCCGCUGGCAAUGUUGGUGACGAGGGUGGCGUUGCUCCAGAUAUCCAGACCGCCGAAGAAGCCUUGGACCUGAUCUCUGCUGCGAUCGAGGAAGCUGGUUACAAGGGCAAGAUGAACAUCGCUAUGGAUGUUGCUUCCAGCGAGUUCUACAAGGAGAAGGAGAACAAGUACGAUCUCGACUUCAAGAACCCCGACAGCGACCCCAGCAAGUGGAUCACUUACGAGCAACUGGCCGACAUGUACAAGUCUCUGGCGAGCAAGUAUCCGAUUGUCUCGAUCGAAGAUCCCUUUGCCGAGGACGAUUGGGAGGCGUGGAGCUACUUUUUCAAGACGUCCAACUUCCAGAUUGUCGGUGACGACCUGACUGUGACGAACCCCAAGCGCAUCAAGAGAGCCAUCGAAUCCAAGGCUUGCAAUGCUCUGUUGCUGAAGGUCAACCAAAUCGGUACCCUUACCGAAUCCAUUCAAGCCGCCAAAGAUUCCUAUGCAGCUGGUUGGGGAGUGAUGGUUUCUCAUCGUUCCGGGGAGACUGAAGACGUCACCAUUGCCGACAUAGUGGUGGGUAUCCGAGCUGGAGAGAUCAAGACUGGCGCGCCAGCACGAUCUGAACGUCUCGCCAAACUCAACCAGAUCCUGCGCAUCGAGGAAGAGUUGGGACCCAACGCCAUCUAUGCUGGCACCAACUUCCGCAAGUCUGUCACCUUGUGAGCAGGAGGAUUUCGGAGAUAACGGGAUACCAAACCGUGAGGAAGUGAUAGCGGAAAACAACUUCGUCGGAGACCAGCCUCUCAGGUAGCUUGGGUCUGGUUGUGUGUGUUCUAUGCACUUUGCAGGAAUAAAGUACGAAUUAUGCAAAUCUCAAUACAAGACGGGACAUGCGUUGUUCUCAUAAGAUGGUCUCUUUCACGCUGUAUUCACGAGGGCAACGCAGACUGAAACACC